AGAGACCCACUGGUAGGGGACGGGCGGUCGUGGGCUGUGAUAACGGGUGCGACGGACGGCAUAGGCCUGUCAUAUGCCCGACAGUUGGCUCACAAACGCUAUAAUCUAUUACUCAUCUCUCGAUCGGCGGAUAAACUCGAAAAAGUGAGAAACGAUUUACAAGUAAUACAACAGCCGUUAAACACAACCACAAAAGUAUUGGACAUUGACUUCACAAUCAAUACCGAUGAAGUGUACGAUCGCAUCGGCCGAGAGGUACGGGUGUUGGACGACAUACAUGUGCUCAUCAAUAACGUGGGAAUGGGAUACCCGGACGGUCUGCCCGUAUAUUUUGUCGAACAGCCCGAUGUGGAGGCGUUUAGUCGCGAUAUGAUUAACGCAAACAUAGUCUCGUGUACUCGACUUACAGCACAGAUAUUGCCUGCAAUGGUCCGCAGGGGUCGAGGAGUUGUGGUCAAUGUCUCUUCCUUUGCCUCAAACCUACCCAUACCUCUGAUUGGCGUCUAUUCCGCGACCAAAGCAUAUAUGGAUUACUUUAGCCGAGCGCUGGAGGCCGAGUGCCGACACACCGGCGUUAUCGUACAGUCGCUGAUACCAAACGUUGUGUUAACCAAAAUGAACGCCAAUAUACGAGAGCAGCCGUCUAUGAAACGCUUGUACCCAACGGCCGAUGAGUACGUAAAGCAAGCGAUCCGUACGGUUGGCCGUCAGAGUCGAGCGCCCGGCUGUCGGUCCCACUGUAUAAUGCAGUGCUGUUUUGGUUUUCUCCGAUUCAUAUGCGAUAUAAUAGGCGUUGAAUUGGAUUUAAUGAUUAUUCAAUAA
Molecule: messenger RNA, 822 nt
Organism: Medioppia subpectinata
Lineage: Eukaryota; Metazoa; Arthropoda; Arachnida; Sarcoptiformes; Oppiidae
Source: the annotation of a GenBank genome assembly